AUGUGCUGCGGACUGCGCGCGCAGCUCGUGCUCGCUUCAACGCAUGAUCCCCCGGUGUCUUCUGUUUCCUACGACUAUGACUAUGACUACGGCUGCGACUGCGACUACGACAGCGGGUUGACUACGAUAUCAGCAGCGGGAUGCGCAGCUCCGUUCGUUUUCGACAGCUACCAGCUCAUUCUCGUCCGCUUUUCCGACCACCCUUUGAGCAGAGCCUCGGCGGCCUGUCCGUGCAGCCCCGUACGCUUUGACGCCUACGAACUCGGUGUCUCUGGUGAAGACCUGCACGUGCAGUCUAGCGUCGACAACGUCGAUGUCCCAGUGCCCCACUCGCCUUUGCGCAACUACGACUACAAACUCAGCGACUACGGUAUCAGCGGCGGACUGUUAUGUUUCCUGUCAACGGUUUUCAUCUCGGCCCGGCUCGACUUUUACAACGACGAUUCGAGCAGCGAGCACUACGUGCACUUCUUCUCGUCAUUGAUAACUACGACUACGAUCCUGGCGAAACUUCGCGCCGUCCGGCCACUGCUACUACGACCAAACAUCAGUGGCGUACAUCUCCGUCCGAUGUCAACGACCACGAUCUCGGUGUCUUCCGCCUUCUCCGACUACGUGUUGACGAGCAGGCUCGGCGGGCCGUACGUGCAGAUCAACUGGCUUUCGAUGACAACAAACUCGGCCUCCCUCGACUUCUACAACUACGACUUGAACGGCGGGCUGUGCGUGCAGUACCGUCCGUUUGACGAGCACCAACUUAUGCUCGUCCGUCCACUACGGCUACGACUCAACCAGCGGGCUGUGCGCACAGCUCGCUUCGUUCUCGACGCAUACAUCUCGUCGGCUUCCUCCGUCUUCUACGUUUACGAGUUGAGCAGCAGACUGUACAUGCUGUUCCGCUGUUUUUCGACGGCUACAAACUCGAUCUCGCUCGACUGCCACAACUACGUCAUCAGCAGCGGACUGUACGUGCAAUCCCGCUCGCAUCUACGAACCCAACGACGGCGGCAAGCUGCACGUGCAGUCUCGUCCGUCCACUACGACUACGACCUCGGCAGCGGGCUGUACGUGCAGUCCCGUUCGUCUUCGACGGCUACGACUACGAUCUCGCCCGUCCACUACGACUGCAACGUCUGCAGCGGGCUGUACGUGCAGUCCCGUUCGUCUUCGACGGCUACGACUACGAGUCGGACGUCUAGCUGCACGUGCAGCUGGCCUCUUGGCCUCUUCUUCGAUUACGACGACGACAUCGACUACGACUACGACAUGAGCGCAUCAGCGGCGGGCUACGCGUGCAACCGCCGCUAUCAACGCCUUCGACAAGCUGGACGCGCAGCGCCGUUCGCCUUCGAUUACUACGAAUUUAUGGGCGGGCAAUUGAAACAGCCCGGUUCGCUCCCAACGACCUCGGCUCCAAGAUCAGCUACGACAUGUCGCUGGACCGAAGGCAACUCGAUCUACAACAACGACAACUACUACACCCGGGCUCGUCACGAGCAGCGCUUCGACUACAAAUACGACAACAACCGCGUCCACAUCGAUGACCACGCCAACGAGUAUGACAAGACAACCAGAGACUACGGCUACGGCGGCAACCACGACUGCCGGUACAACGAUAACGACGCCCACGACCAGCACUACGACUGCAGCAACCACAACGACUUCGGCUACGACGGCGACAACUCGGACGCAUACGAUUGCGAGCACAAGCACGGCAAGGAAGAAGAGGGGGCUGCCAGCUUUGGUUUACCACCGAUGGCCGAAGGCUCGACGUCCAAUACUCGCGACACGAGCCGCAUCCCAGCGAUAUGGAGGUCGGUUUACUCGCUGUCCGAUGUUGGUACCGAACACGAAGAGAGGAUGGCGACGACGUUGCGACUCAAAGACGACUACAUCGCCUUUGACGUCUUGUCAAUUACCGAUCCUCGACUGUCAUUUGCCCUGAGAGGAACGACUGACGUGACUCCAGAUCAAUCCAACCCCUUGAGCCGCUAG
This is a messenger RNA of Phytophthora sojae, 1995 nucleotides long. RefSeq lists its product as hypothetical. Bases 1 to 1995 code for a protein of 664 amino acids. The transcript has 11 exons. NCBI's taxonomy places the organism in Eukaryota, Oomycota, Peronosporomycetes, Peronosporales, Peronosporaceae. The record is from RefSeq and is a predicted model, not a curated record.